Molecule: messenger RNA, 1005 nt
Organism: Aspergillus terreus NIH2624
Lineage: Eukaryota; Fungi; Ascomycota; Eurotiomycetes; Eurotiales; Aspergillaceae
Exons: 4
Coding region: 1-1005 (334 amino acids)
Molecular function (GO): O-methyltransferase activity
Source: RefSeq, a predicted model, not a curated record
AUGGAGAGGAUCGCAUACAGCGUAUGGUCUAUCUCCCACAGCCAAAGAGCCUUCAAGACUGACUGUGGCCAGCCCCUCCAGCUCUUCGGCGCAAAGAUAGCCAAAGACCUCCAGGUUCUCCAGCGGCUCGCUGGCAGCAGCGCGCCGCUCAGUCUGGAACAACUGGCCGAGCCGUCGUCGGCAGAUUUACCGUUGCUUCAGCGCCUGAUGCGCUAUCUUGCGAGCGUGGAGAUGGUGGACGAGCCUUCUACGCGCGUCUUCGCUGCCAACAACGUCACCAAAGCGCUGGGGUCCUCCAGUGGACUGAGCUAUAUUGACGUUUUCUACGAAAUCGCCUCGCCGAGUUUCUACGAACUGCCCAAGUUCCUCGCCAGCACCAAGUACAAAAACCCAACGGGAGGAUCCAAGGUCGCCUUCCAGCAGGCAUUCAACUUCGAUGGCAACUUCUUUUCUUUUUUAGAUGAGCACCGCGACAAGCUCGCCAUGUAUGACAGACACAUGCAGCUGCAGAGGAACUCCCCCCACGGGACUGGCCCAAGCUGCUGUCCGUCGUCAAGGAGGUCGAGUCGACAGACCCGAAGGAGCUCUUCUUCGUCGACAUCGGCGGCGGCAGCGGCCGCCAGGUGGAGGAGCUGCGAAAGCAGUAUCCCGAGGCCAAGGGACGAUGCACGGUUCUACUACCUCCGCGGCGUGCUGCACGUCUUCCCCGACCAGAUGUGUGAGAAGGUUCUGCGCAUUCAGGCGGAGGCAAUGGGCCCGGACUCGAAGUUGCUGAUGGAGGAGCUGGUGCUGCCAGAAGCGCAUGUUGACUGGAGCGCCACCUGCAUCGACUUGUUGAUGCUGUCGAGCUUUGCGUCGCAGGAGAGGACCCGCACCCAGUGGGUACGGCUGUUGGAGAAGUCGGGGCUGAAGGUCAUGGAUAUUCAUGCGUACGGUACAGGGCCAUAUCAAAGCCUUAUUGUUACCGUGAAAACUGGAUAUGGCCCUGAUAGCCUGUACACUUAA